This is a messenger RNA of Varanus komodoensis (Komodo dragon), 2514 nucleotides long. RefSeq names its product synaptotagmin like 5 (gene SYTL5). The transcript is spliced from 18 exons. The record is from RefSeq and is a predicted model, not a curated record. Gene Ontology annotation, molecular function: phospholipid binding; small GTPase binding; neurexin family protein binding. NCBI's taxonomy places the organism in Eukaryota, Metazoa, Chordata, Lepidosauria, Squamata, Varanidae. Gene Ontology annotation, biological process: exocytosis; intracellular protein transport. Gene Ontology annotation, cellular component: plasma membrane; exocytic vesicle. Bases 127 to 2415 code for a protein of 762 amino acids.
UUAAAUAUAUCAGUUGGCUUCUUUCAGGAGAUCUGCUGCCUCUGUAAUGCCUUGUCCUUUGCAAUGAUGUGCGUUUGAACUCUAUAUCACACGUUUCCCACUUCCAGAAAAUACAGUUGAAGCAACAUGUCUAAAAACUCAGAGAUCAUCAAUUUGUCAUUUUUAUUGGAACAUGAAAGGGAAACAAUAAUGGGGGUACUGAAACGAGAUGAAUACUUGAAAAAAAUGGAAGAUAAAAGGAUCAGGAAACUGAAGAAUGAGUUAUUGGAAGUAAAACGGAAAGGUGGGCGGCAUUACCAAGAAGACAACAGCAGGAUAUGCAUUCGCUGUCAAAAAAAUCUGGGCUUAAUUUUCGAUAGAGGGGAACUCUGCCAAACAUGCAGACUCCGAGUUUGCAACAAAUGUCGUGUUGUAGGAAUUGAUGGCAACUGGAAAUGCACAGUGUGUGAUAAGAUUGCGCAUCUUAGAAUUGUAACAGGUGAAUGGUUUUUUGAAGAGAGGGCAAAGCGCUUCCAGCAAUCCAAGCUCCUUGGAACUGAUAUUGUUAGACGUUCUAUCCUACGUAAAGCCCCAGUUUCUUCCUCUGAACAGACAGAAGGAGAAAAACCCAAAGAUCAGUCUCCAGAGAGCUUAGAGGAGACAUCAAAGCAAGAUACACUGGCUUCCUUCUCAAGUGGGACAAAAUUAAUAUUCAGUGGGCCCAGAAAAAUAGGCAGGAAGGUCUUCAAGGGAGUCACUAAAGGAGAUACUGCAAAUGUGAAAACAGAAGAUGGAAGAAGCAUCACCUCAGAUGCUGAAGUCCAGAGCAUACACAGUGAAAAGGGGAGUACCUUUUCCCUAGAAGGCAGUGAUCUGGAGGACAUGCCUGGCAGCUUGAAAGUAACAAUGGGUACUGUAAACCGGAGCGAUGCAUCUACACCAGUCCAUCCAAGGUCACCAGCACUGAGCACACGUAGCAUGACUGUUGGCUACAGCCAGGAUCCUUGCUUGAAAAAUGGUAUUGCAAUGCCUGCAAGUGAAAGCAUACCUGCAGAUUUAGCAAAAAGGCAUUCUGGGAAAGGUUCUAGACCUCCUUCCAUUGCAGUAUCUAGGACCUCUCUCUCAUCUGAACACAGCAGGUCAGAGAUAGACCUCAGUGGGUCCUUAUCAGAAGGAAAUGAGGAUACUUUAAGUUUAAGAAGUAAAUCCGUCCCUGGAACAUUGGACCAAGAGCUAGAUUACUUGGAUGAUGAUGAGGAAGAUAUUAAUGGCAUUGUGGCCUCUGACUACUUGAAGAGGUGCACCAAUUUGUCAAGUGGAUUAUCAACAAAUUCUCCUUCAAGUUCUGACAGGAAAUGGACUUACUUAAAUGUUCCAGAAGCAGAUGGUGAUACUACCAGCAUUAAUAGUAUGAUGAGUGUGUAUAGUGAAACUGGGGACUAUGGCAACGUGAAGAUCAGUGGUGAAAUUUGUCUCCAAAUUAGCUACAGCUAUAAAACAGGAGCCCUCAACAUCCUUGUAAAGAAAUGCAAGAACUUGGCCAUAGCAGAUGAAAAGAAGCAAAGAACAGAUCCCUAUGUCAAAGUGUACCUCCUGCCGGACAAGUCGCGUCAGAGCAAAAGAAAGACGAAAAUCAAAAGCAAUAGCACUAAUCCAGAAUUCAAUGAAACACUGAAGUACAUCAUCAGCCAUACACAGCUUGAGACUCGGACCCUGCAGCUUUCUGUCUGGCAUUAUGACAGAUUUGGGCAUAACAGCUUUCUUGGAGAAGUGGAAAUACCCUUGGACUCCUGGAACUUUGAAAAUGAGGCAGAUGAGUGGUUUAUGCUUCAGCCCAAGAUGGAAGCUGUAGCUGAUAGUGGCCUUCAGUACAAAGGAGAGUUGAUAGUUGUCUUACGGUAUAUUCCUCCUGAGAGAAACCUAACACUUCCCCUUGGAGAGAAUCAAGGGAAGAAGAGUUCUAAGAAGGGAAAGAAGGCCAACUCACAGUUACCCUCAGGCGGCAUAUUAGAAGUUGUCAUCAAGGAAGCCAAGAAUUUAACGGCUGUGAAAUCAGGUGGCACUUCUGACACAUUUGUGAAAGGGUACCUGCUUCCUGACAACAGCAAAGCAUCCAAACACAAAACCCAUGUAAUAAAAAAGAGUGUGAAUCCCCAGUGGAAUCAUACCUUCACUUUCAGUGGUUUGAAUCCUAGAGAUAUACACAACGUCUGUGUAGAACUCACUGUUUGGGACAAGGAGUCUCUUGCCAGCAAUAUCUUUCUGGGAGGUGUUCGCCUAAGUACUGGAACUGGCAUAAGUAAUGGCAAAGAAGUUGACUGGAUGGAUUCUCAAGGGGAGGAGCAACUUCUUUGGCAAAGAAUGAUUGACUGUCCUGGAGAUUCAGUGGAAGGCAUAUUAAUGCUAAGAUCCAGCAUGGGAAAACGCAGACUUUAAGAAUAACUUACUUUCACAAGAAAUAUGCUAGUAUAUUGCUAAUAACUCCAUUUGGAAUACCUACACUGGACCUGAACACUAGCAAAUCAUAAAGUGGAA